AUGGAUCAUCCAACUUUCAGGAAGAAGACGGUGGCCCCUAAGCCUGCUUGUCCAGCCUCCAACUUGAGUCCUUUUUGGGCUGCUCCGUCCUCCUCGAGGUCGUCUGAGGAGCCUUUGGAUGAGGAGCUGGUCAAGGCGCUCGUAGACUUGGAGAAAUGUGAGUACAAAGUCAAGUUGUAUUCAGCCUCAGAUGUACAGGCCCCUCUCUCGCUCCUCCCUCCACCUCCAUCUGCCUCCACCUCAGCACCACAUCCUGGAGCUGGUGACUCUCCUGUCCGGGAUGAAUCCACAGACGAGGAGCUGCCGGAGGCCACGCCGGACGAAGGGGACGGUCCAGCCUUCCUCCCUUCCACACCCCCUGCUCCUGGUCGUCUUGCCACCUUCCUCCCUUCCACACACACCGCUCACGUUGUCACCUCCCUCCCUCCCACACCCCCUGCAGCUGUUCGUGGUGCCGUAGAGUUGCUGCCUAAGUCCUGGCGGGCAGCUCUCUCUGCCGAGCAGCAGCAGUGGAUCAGUCGGGUGCUGUUUACCAGGGACAGCUCGGGGAGGUCUCGCCUCAUCAGCGACUUGAAUCUCUGGUGGUCACCUCCCCAAACCCGGCCGGUCUACAGCCAGCCUCCCGCAUCCCCCGAUCUCUUCUUUGCAUGUCGGCUGUUCCUCUGGAUGCCACACCGGAUUUGGCAUCAGCAGCUGACAUGCCCCCAGCCUUUGUGCACUGGGUCCAUGACAAAGGCUGGGUUGUACAGGACCAUCCGGAGGGUCCUGGACAUCGACGGCUGGUACCUCAUGGCCACCGAGUACCUGGAGUGCCGUCGGUGUAAGAAGAAGGUCGGAGGGUGGUCGCAGGGCAUCAUCCGGCAGCUGGCCCCCCAGUACAGCUGCCAGUUCCCAGCUGUACUCACGUACAAGCUGUCCUGUGACUUGAGGGUGGUUGUACAGCUGAGGUCUCGCACUCUGGGCAACAGUGCGAGUCGGCUGUACAACACCCUGCGCGAGCAGCACUCGGAGACCUGGAUGCGGAGAGCGAUCCAGUACCUCGGCGUGUGCGAGCAGUUCCUGGCCUUGUACUCGGCGAGGGGGCAGACACCACCACCACCACCCGAGAUGCCCCCUGUACCAACACCCGUGUGGCUGAUGACGGUCUUCACCUACGAUGUGCUGUCGCGGCUGGAUGAGUACAAGGCCAAGAUCACUUCCACCUUCGGGUCCAUCUUAAAGAUGGAUUCCACCAAGAAGGUGACGAAGAAGCUCGCUGGUGCCGCUUCUGACACGGCCACCUGCGUUACCAACGUCGGUAACGAGCAUGGGCAGGUCCUCAUGAGCGUCCUCACCUGCUCCGAGGGCGCCGGGGGCCUGUCCAGGAUGGCGACCGGCUUAAUGAGGCGGUACCGACUCGCCGGGGAGUGGGAGCAGCUCGUGGUGAGACUCAGCAUCUGCCAGCUGAUGCGACGCUUCGCAUCAGGUGUCACCACUGAGGCCCACGAGCUGUACCCCACUUUCAUGGGGCAGCUGUCUCGCUGCAUCUUCGAGGUCGACCCUGAAGAUGCCCGCCGUCUCACCGAGGCUAAGCGGUCCGAGCUGGAGGAGAAGCGCGGGAUUGUUGGCCUGACUGACGCCGAGGUGAUCGAGGAGAUCUCCAAACGGGAAUGGAGGCUCCACUGUCGGAGGAGGACACGUGGGGCAGAGGUGUCGACCCUCCUCAUACAGGAUCUCCUCGAUACCUUCGGCGGACCAGCAGGACGCAACAGCCUGGACAUCCCGUUGCUCGACGCUCUCUGCAUGCAGGACAUAUGGAGUACGCAGAGGCCCCAUCUCAGCUGCAUCCAGGACCCACCAGGGGUGCAGCUGUACACCCAGACCGGCAGGCUGACCAAGGGCGGAGUCAUCCUGCCGGUUUAUCGCUGCGCGAGGGGCUCCACAUCGUUGGAGUCCUUCCACCUCCACCUCAACCGGUUCAUCCCAGGGACGCGAGCCAGCGGGAUACAUUUCCAGGCGUUCCUGGUCGAUGGACUGGUGAGGUGGAACGAGGACCGCGCAACGGCGGCUUCACCGCCACCGGUUGCAGCUGAGGGUAAGGUGGGACGUCUGCACUCCUACAGUGGGCACCUCAAGCACGUCCUUAAUCAGAAGAGCCAAAGGGUGCUUGGUCGUCAACCGGUUAAGGACUUCACCAAGCCUGCUGAGUACACGGGAGAGCUCAUCGGAGUCGAGUACCUGUACCAGCAGACUGGGAAAGUGCUUGAGGACGUCAGCUUGGACCCUGACACUCCGGACGAGGCUGCUGCUGCCAUCAAGUCGCUGGCAGAAGAGGAGGAUGAGGGUGAAGAUGUGGAGGACCCCACCAUCUUCCAGCACGAUACCCCAUCCACCAGCGCAGCAGCAGCCCGGUCAGGUGAUCCAGCUGACGUACCGUCUGAGCCAUCCGGGCCAGGACCCUCAUCCGGGGGGCUCGCCCAUCCCCCCCCUCACCCCCACCUUUACCCUGUUCUUGCUCCUGCCGGUCAGCCUCCUCUUCCUGGACCAUCCAUAUCCCGGACCACAGCCUACAUGAAGAGGAAGGCAGCCGAGGCUGCUGCUGCCGGCCAGGGGCCACAGCCCAGGGCCAAAACCCAACGACAAUAUAACCACUUGUGCAGGAAGUGUGGCCAGGCCAGAAGGAUUGAAACUGGCCACACUCACCUUUAUGGGGUCUACUACUGCGCGACGGCCGGCGGGAAGACUGUGGAGGAGUGGAAGGAGGAGAUGCGGGAAAAACAUAAGGGGGGACGAUGA
Cyclopterus lumpus (lumpfish) is the source of this 2775-nucleotide messenger RNA. RefSeq lists its product as uncharacterized. The coding region runs from base 1 to 2775 and encodes 924 amino acids. The record is from RefSeq and is a predicted model, not a curated record. The transcript is spliced from 9 exons. Lineage: Eukaryota; Metazoa; Chordata; Actinopteri; Perciformes; Cyclopteridae.